UGCGCGCCCGCACGUCCUGGCACCCUGCUUAGAGACAACGGUUUGACCGCGACCAAUGAUCGUCCUCGGCUCACAUUGAUAUUGAUAAUGAGAUCCGAUCCUGCGCUCGUCCGUCGAGUCUUUCUCGUCAGUCGGUACGUCCUGCCCCCGAGCCCCUAGCUACGACGCAAAAACAGAAAACCUGGCUCGCACGGUGAGUUAAACGACAGACGCACAGUGGCUCGCCGCGACUCGUAAAACCGUAGUUCCAUAGCCGUUUCCGUCCGGUUCGAUUAUUCACAAAAGAAGCCGUCGCAACCGUUAAGGUACCUGUUUGCGAUGACCGUCUUAACGUUCCCGUCUGCCUGCGGCAAGCCGGACAAAGCGCCAUUGAUCGGYGCCGGAGAAGUCCACCGUGGUCAGACCCAGCCACCGCCGCCAUAUCACCCCAAGUUCGUGGAGACCGGCGACGGUGGUUUGCCGAACGGUGCCAAAAACGGCCAGAAGGUCGGCGUGUGCAUCCACCACUCGGCCGAGCGCACUCGGAUUGUGUUCAAGAUGGCCAAGAUCUCGGCAAUCCUGGUGUCGUUUCUACUGAUCCUUUAUUUCUCCGUCGAUGCGCUGUGCAAGGCUUACGUUCAUGACCUACAACAGAAGCAACAGGACACAGUGGACGAAGCCGCCGUGCCUUGCAAAUCUUACUCGUCGUAUGCAGACGCUGAGAACGAUAUGCUGUUGUUGCCAGAGUUAUUGCCCACUUCUCCACCUCCGAGCUCCAAAAACUUGGUCAUCUCGAUGGUUAUCAACCCGCCAGAGGUAACCAUUAAAAAGGUGCCGCGGAUCGUCAUCAACAAAUCAGCUCGUUUCUUGCAUGACUUUGAUAUCAACAUUACCGCCAUAGUUGACUUUGAGAACCAACGCUGUUACGUUAUGCCGCUGCUUCGCAAUUCCGUCGAGCCGCCCGAGUCUCUGUUGGAUAUGUUGGUUAAAAUGUCAUCAGGAUACUAUUCAAUGGACAUUAACAAAAUUCUCAGUAGCUAUCACAUGGUCCAACCGGCCAUCAACCAUCUCUCUGAUUACGGCAUSUACAUUUCUAAAGACUGUGCUGACUAUCCCACUUUCAAACUGGAGAAAGACAUAGCAACCGAUUCCCCAUAAGAAGUCAGUUAAUGAACACCCAACUCAUCACAACAAUAUUUAAAUAUUCUUUUUACACUAAAAAAAAAAAAAACACAUUUGUUAAUCGCAUUGACUAUACUCAGCUGUGGACCACUAAUUCUGUUACCAAUUUUGACUAAGUUUCUUAGCUGUGUUGUUCCUAUUGUUUUGUGUUCUCAGUAGUUUAAAGUGCAUACAUUUUUUCACAGCUAGUAAUUUAGACAAGAUUUUUUAUCAUUGAAUGUAUCUAAUCUCUUUUUUUUUUCUGUACAUAAUUUCUAGCUACCCACAUUGAGCGAUUUUGAAAUGUUUAUCAGCAUCCAUUCAACAUUUAUAGCAUUCAAUAAUGUUUAAAUAUUUUAUUUAUAAUAUAUUUAAUAUUUAUCUAUACAUUAAGGUUGUAGAUUCAUUUUUUCAGUCUUUGUUUGCAUGGUUGUAGACAGGCCAUAUUUUUCUUGUAGAUUCAACAAAAGUUAAUUAUACUGCAAUUAUCAAUGAAUAUUCUAUUWAAGUAAAAAAUAUAUUUAAAGUGAUUWUAUCUGUACAAAACUCAAUUAAUAUGAGAUAGAUCAUAAAUGUUUUUGGCCAUAUAAUAUUGUUUUAACCAUACAUUUUUAAGAAUAUCUUUGUUAUGCUAAGCACUUAAUACUAUAUUAAUUAUCUUUAUUA
This is a messenger RNA of Diuraphis noxia (Russian wheat aphid), 1806 nucleotides long. RefSeq lists its product as uncharacterized. NCBI's taxonomy places the organism in Eukaryota, Metazoa, Arthropoda, Insecta, Hemiptera, Aphididae. Gene Ontology annotation, cellular component: extracellular exosome; Golgi apparatus; plasma membrane. Gene Ontology annotation, molecular function: amyloid-beta binding. The record is from RefSeq and is a predicted model, not a curated record. Gene Ontology annotation, biological process: negative regulation of amyloid precursor protein biosynthetic process.